UCACGGGCUUCACCAAACAGAAAACAUUUGGGGUCCUCUGUGCUUCACGUGUGUCUGCCAUCGUGAGAGGAAACAUGCCGAAGUCAAAGAGGGACAAGAAAAUUUCUCUAACGAAAACAGCCAAGAAAGGACUGGAGUCAAAACAGAAGUUAAUCGAGGAGUUACGGAAAUGUGUGGACACCUACAGAAACCUGUUCAUAUUCUCUGUGGCCAAUAUGAGGAAUAACAAACUGAAGGACAUCCGGACAGCGUGGAAACACAGCAGAUUCUUCUUCGGCAAAAAUAAAGUCAUGGUGGUUGCCUUGGGUAAAGGAGAAACAGACGAAUACAAAGAUAAUUUGCACAAGGUCUGCAAGUAUCUACGGGGAGAAGUGGGAGUACUAUUCACAAAUAAGACAAAGGAUGAGGUACAAGAGUAUUUCAGUCAUUUCAAAGAGAUGGAUUACGCACGGGCAGGCAACCAGGCACAGAUGGACAUAACCCUUGAUGAGGGACCCCUGGAACAGUUUCCUCACUCAAUGGAGCCCCAGUUGAGGCAACUAGGACUUCCCACCGCUCUCAAGAAAGGCAUUGUGACGCUGCUGAAGGACCAUGAAGUGUGCAAGGAGGGAGAUGUGUUGACUCCUGAGCAGGCUCGUAUCCUGAAACUAUUUGGCAUUGAGAUGGCUGAAUUCAAGGUGCAGAUCAAAUGUAUGUGGAACUCAGAAACCGGCGAGUUUGAGAACUGCGCUGGUGAUGAAGAGCCUAUGCAGGAUAAUGAGGAAGAGGAUGACGAUGAUGAUGGUGCAGAAUGAAACAUCUGCAAGUGCUUGUACACAUUGUUUUAAAGUCAUUUGACAACAUUCAACAGCAGAGGGACAUUGAUGUGCAAACCAGUCAUCCUGACUGUCAGCGCUGCCCCUGGAGUCUGUAAUCUCUUUUCGUGUCCAUUAUUCACCCCAAAACAUGAACUUCUAUGCCCACCUUGAAUUUUAGCUUUGGACUGAAUUGUUCUUCAGUAAACACUGGUGACUUAAUGAUGUUAAUGACAGCAUACGUUUUGUAUUUUGCCAUUCAGCCUAAAGAAACAGCACAUGUUAAACCAAUCCAUUUGAUGCAUUUUGUUUAUUUGGGAAAAUUAGUUAUUUUUGUUGUAACUGUUUAAUUAAGGCAGACUCCAGCAAAGGUUAUUUUCCCCUGAAAAAA
Messenger RNA from Larimichthys crocea (large yellow croaker), 1185 nucleotides. RefSeq names its product MRT4 homolog, ribosome maturation factor (gene mrto4). The record is from RefSeq and is a predicted model, not a curated record. The coding region runs from base 75 to 794 and encodes 239 amino acids. Gene Ontology annotation, cellular component: nucleolus; preribosome, large subunit precursor. The transcript has 8 exons. Gene Ontology annotation, biological process: ribosomal large subunit biogenesis; rRNA processing; nuclear-transcribed mRNA catabolic process. Gene Ontology annotation, molecular function: RNA binding. NCBI's taxonomy places the organism in Eukaryota, Metazoa, Chordata, Actinopteri, Sciaenidae.